Messenger RNA from Esox lucius (northern pike), 1492 nucleotides. Its product is annotated as transmembrane protein 47. The coding region runs from base 162 to 680 and encodes 172 amino acids. Gene Ontology annotation, cellular component: membrane; cell-cell junction. Gene Ontology annotation, biological process: cell-cell adhesion. NCBI's taxonomy places the organism in Eukaryota, Metazoa, Chordata, Actinopteri, Esociformes, Esocidae. The transcript has 3 exons. The record is from RefSeq and is a predicted model, not a curated record.
ACGUGGGGAGGAAAGGACUUCUGAGGUUUUGCAUCCCAUUCCCAACUCGCUGUAGUCGACUCUGAACUUUCGGACCUGAGGGUGCUUGGGGACGUUGUCGCAGCUUUUCUUCCCCUCAAUUUCAAAAUACGCGUGGAUCCAAGUCAAACUAAUAUGAAAACAUGUCUGUAAACGAAGUGUACGUUUUCCGGCCGUUCAAGCUGAUUGCUUUACUUUGUGUAUUUUUGGCGUUGUGUCUGGACAUCGUAGCGUUAUUGAGUCCCGCCUGGGUAACCGCAGAGCGUUUUUCUCUGUCGCUAUGGGAAUCAUGCACGGAAACAGAGUCGGGCUGGAGGUGCCUUUCAACACUUACAUCUGACUGGCAGGUAGCCACGCUGGUGCUCCUGCUGGCCGGCGCUGCCGUGACUCUGGUGGCCUUCCUGGUGGCCGUCAUCUCCCUGUGCCGGGGGACACACAGACGGCACUAUCGCACGGUGGCUGUGUUCCUGUUCACUGCAGUGGUCCUUCAGGCAUGCGCUCUGGUCCUCUACCCAAUCAAGUUCAUCGACGGAACCGUCUUGCAGACCUACCAUGAGUUCAACUGGGGCUACGGACUGGGCUGGGGGGGCACCAUCUUCAUGCUUGGAGGAGGCGUCCUCUUCUGCCUCCGGACGGACAUGUACGAGGACGCUAUGUACUGAGGACUCUCUCCACCCUUAUACUUUCUCUCUCUCUCUCUCUUGUUCGUCCUGUGUCUCUUUAACACACACAAACGCACUAUUGUAUGGCAACACACAAACGCAUAAACAUACAUACACACACAUUUCUUCCUCCGCCCAGAUAGACAAGCUUAGACAUCAUCACGCGGUAUAUCUAACAGACACCCACUCAGUCCCAGACAGGUGGGAGGACAUUAUAAACUAGGGCCCUGAAGGAACAGCUGUGUGGGGAGAACGUCUGUCCCCGGUGGUCUCCCAGGGCUGCCAGUGGGCUCAGAGAGGCCCACAACACGGUCAGACGGACGCCUUGGUUUUUAAAGCACAGAGAUGGUUUUGGACAGAGAUGGGCCACUCUAACCUAUGAACCUUUCUACAGCACAUCCCACGGAUCUCCAUUUGUAGAGGUACAAGGAAGAUUCCCUCGGCCCUCCCGUGAGGGCUGAGGCUUUUACGUAAGGGAUCGGUGUAUAUUAUUUUUAUUUUGCGUGUUUGUUUGUGUAGGAUUUCAUGAUGACUAAUCAUGUUGUUAUUGUAUUGAUGGUAUAAUUUUCUUGCUAUCCAAUCACCCAUUGGAAGAGGUAUAUUUUAUGUAUUGCUUUUGGAUCAUUUGAGUUUCUAAACACUAAUAACUUGGUUUAAUAGCUUGGUUAUAAAAUGGGAUCAGAGGUAAAGCCCUCUCUACAUGUCUUCAUAGCUGAAACAUAUCUGGUUUUGCUAACUCCUGACAUUUGAAGUGUAAAAUAAACAUUACUGAUGGAUGCAAUAAUAAACACGUGUUUCUCAUUUUCUCAGAU